Molecule: messenger RNA, 1317 nt
Organism: Truncatella angustata
Lineage: Eukaryota; Fungi; Ascomycota; Sordariomycetes; Amphisphaeriales; Sporocadaceae
Product: rab-GTPase-TBC domain-containing protein
Exons: 3
Coding region: 1-1317 (438 amino acids)
Biological process (GO): positive regulation of GTPase activity; endoplasmic reticulum to Golgi vesicle-mediated transport
Cellular component (GO): endoplasmic reticulum membrane
Molecular function (GO): GTPase activator activity
Source: RefSeq, a predicted model, not a curated record
AUGAGUUGGGAGCCAGCUUUAAUUGUAGAUAAGCAAGGGAAAGAUCCUCAGCACCACAGCAUGCCUAUUGAGGCGCCAGAAGGGGUAAACCCGUCGCAGGAUGCGGGGACAUACGAGAAAACCGUGGCAAAGAGUCUUGUCAUUAUCGAUGCUUGCAGUCGUGGUGACAUUGAUGAUCUCAAGAAGCUCGCUGUCAGUGAAGGGGGUUUCCUCUCUGAUGCGCUCCGAAGCCGAGCUUGGCCUGUCCUGCUUGGGGUUGCACCUCGAAAUGCGAACAGUUCAGACAGCAACGACGCUGUCCCAACCUCCCGGUCAGCGGCAGAGAAACAGCAGAGUCUUAGUCUUGAAACCCCGGGUAUACUCGAUGGUGAAUGGGCAGACCUCCCACGGCAUCAAGACGAGGACCAGGUUCGUCUAGAUGUCGAUCGAAGCUUUAUUUAUUACCCGAAUAACCAAAGUCAAAGUCAAUUAGAUACGAAAAAGAGGGAGCUGUCAGACCUCAUCACCGAAACUCUGAGGCGGCACCCCUACCUUUGCUAUUUUCAGGGCUAUCAUGACAUCUGCCAGGUCUUCUUACUCGUGCUUCCGCCGGAGCUCCGGGCAGGAGCGGUCGCGCAUCUGUCAGCUCUUCGGAUAAGAGACUUUAUGCUGCCCAAUUUGACCCCAGCCAUCGCGCAACUCCGCCUCAUCCCGGAUAUUCUCUACGCGGUGGACCCAGCCCUAUGCCGGCACCUGUCACAGACAGAGCCCUUUUUCGCCCUGUCGGGCACCCUGACCAUGUACGCGCACGACAUCCAGUCCUACAGCUCGAUCGCGCGGCUGUUCGACGCGCUCCUGGCUCGGGAGCAGGUUUUCAGCGUCUACGUGUUCGCGCAGAUCGUGCUGAACCGCCGCGCCGAGCUCUUCGACACCCCCGACACGGAGCCCGAGAUGCUGCACUCCAUCCUCUCCAAGCUGCCCCAACCGCUCGACCUCGACGCCCUCAUCACCGACGCCGCCUCCCUCUUCCACAGACACCCGCCCGAGGCACUGCGGUCGUGGCGCGGCAUCUCCAGCGCCAGCGUCAUGAAGACGGCCCGCGACGUCAAGGUCUGCGCGGCGCAGACGCUCGACGACGGGCAUCGCUUCUUCGAGAGGCAGCUCCGCGAGCUGCAGUGGGCCGAGAAGAGGGAGUGGAUGCUCAAGACGGCCUGGGCCUACCGCAGGCCGGCGAGGGGCGUCGCGCUCGCCGUCCUGGUCGGCAUCGCCGCCGUAUACUUGCGCAAGUCCCCGACAGCUUGGGCAUACCUCGCCGCUGUGUGGUCGAGGCUAGGCUGA